Molecule: messenger RNA, 840 nt
Organism: Musa acuminata AAA Group (dessert banana)
Lineage: Eukaryota; Viridiplantae; Streptophyta; Magnoliopsida; Zingiberales; Musaceae
Product: PLAT domain-containing protein 3
Exons: 2
Coding region: 70-684 (204 amino acids)
Molecular function (GO): protein binding
Source: RefSeq, a predicted model, not a curated record
AAGGGUAGGUAAGCAUAUAAACCAAUCUCCUCGUCCACCCCCCCAUAGCGCGAGAAAGCGGAGGCAAACAUGGCCAACGGCGGAGUCAACACUGUCUUGAUGACCAUCCUCCUCCUCCUCCUCUUCUCCUGUUUGGCCACCAUCUCCCACGCCACCAGACCUUCCCUGGUCAAGGUCGCGGUUGCCGGGAAGGACGACGAGUACAAGUGCGUGUACACUAUCUACAUACGGACGGGGUCGAUCUGGAAGGCGGGGACGGACUCGGUGAUCAGCCUGGCGUUGGCGGGGUCGGACGGCGUCGGGGUGCUGAUCGAGGACCUGGAGAGCUGGGGCGGCCUCAUGGGCGCCAACUACGACUACUACGAGCGCGGCAACCUCGACAUCUUCAGCGGCCGCGGGCCCUGCAUAACCUCCUGGCCGCCGUGCUGGAUGAACCUCACCUCCGACGGCUCCGGCCCCCACCACGGCUGGUACUGUAACUACGUCGAGGUCACCACCACCGGCCCCCACAUGGGCUGCAGCCAGCAGCAGUUCACCGUCGAGCAGUGGCUCGCCCGCGACGCCAGCCCCUACCGCCUCUACGCCACCCGCAACUACUGCCCCAACCCCGACGACGUCGGCGGCCAGGGCGAGGGCGGAGACAACAAGGUCACACGCAGAAGUCACGUGGCGCACGUGGAGUGAGCCACCCUGCUCUAUUCCUCUUCCACUUCUCGAGGCUUUUGUCUAUUAUAAGCUGUUAUUUCCGUGACCGUAACGACUGUUUUGUUGUAUCGUAUCGGGUGUGUUUUCCUUGCCUUUCGGUUUCGAGAAUAAAACGGACCGCUAUUUACAUGGCCC